Rhipicephalus sanguineus (brown dog tick) is the source of this 21641-nucleotide messenger RNA. Its product is annotated as lanC-like protein 3. The transcript has 5 exons. The coding region runs from base 259 to 1518 and encodes 419 amino acids. Lineage: Eukaryota; Metazoa; Arthropoda; Arachnida; Ixodida; Ixodidae. Gene Ontology annotation, biological process: peptide modification; carbohydrate metabolic process. The record is from RefSeq and is a predicted model, not a curated record. Gene Ontology annotation, cellular component: plasma membrane.
GCAGAGGAGUGGCGGAGUGGCGGAGUGGCUGCUCUCGCUUGUCGCCGUUUGUGGUCGCACUGGUGACUGGUGGCACUGGACGCAUAGAUAGAUUGGUUGGCGUUGCAGCAGUCAGCCCCGGCAUUCGCGCGGGGCCCUUCGCGUAGCGGCAGUAGCAGGUAGCCGGCGACGUAGCCGGCCGCCGCAGGCCUGGGUAACCUCCUGACAAGCGUCCGCUGGCAGAACGACGACGGCCGUCGUAGCGGCGGCGACGAGGCCAUGUCGUCGUCGUCGAGCAAGCCGAAGCGCUAUUUCGUCAACGCGCUGCCCGACUACGACGGGGCGCCCAUCCCGCUCGAGCGGGAACUGUGGGUCGAGCGGUGCCGCGACACGGUGCAGCGCGUCUUCACGCACCAGGGCACGGGCUUCGACGACUGCGACGGCGGCCUCUACGUCGGAGUCGCCGGCGUCGCCUUCAUGGCGCACCGCGUGGCGCAGAGUCCGCACUUUGUGGGCGACCGGGCGCGCCUUCUGACCAAGGCGCAGACCUACCUGGGCCACGCGCUCAGCUACUGCGACCAGCCACAGGUGCGCGCCGACCGAGCCAUGCAGUCGGCUUUCCUGCUCGGCAGCGCCGGCGUCUGGGCGCUCGCCGCCGUGGUCGCCAACGAAGUGGGACGACACGACGACUGCGACAACUUCCUCGCAAGGUAUGCAGCCGUGGCGGACAUCUGCAUGCCAGUCAAGUUCCUGGACUGUGGCAGUGACGAGAUGUUUGUUGGUCGGGCCGGUUAUCUCACGGGACUGCUCUAUCUACGCUCCCGGCUGGGACGAGAGGUGCUACCGGACGAGAAGAUUGCACUGCUGCUCCAUUCUGUGGUGCAGUCUGGCAGAGAGUAUGCCAAGAAACAUCGCAGCCCUUGCCCGCUCAUGUAUGCCUACUAUGACGUUGAGUACUUGGGUGCUGCACAUGGCCUGUCAUCAAUACUGAUGACGUUGCUUCACUUCCCGUGGUUUGUUGCGGGGGACCAGACAGUGGAGCGUGACAUCCGGGCCUCAGUCGACUUCCUUCUGCAUGUGCAGACACCGCGAGGCAACUUUCCAUGUGACCUGGAGGAUGUUACCAAGCCGCGCCGUUCGCAGGACGAGCUCAUACAUUGGUGCCAUGGUGCGCCAGGUGUGAUGCAGCUGAUGGCAAAAGCAUACCUGACUUGGCAAGACCCACGCUACCUGGAGUCGUGCCUGCGUUCAGGCCAGAUGAUCUGGGAGCGGGGCCUCCUGCGCAAGGGCCCCGGCAUCUGCCACGGCAUCGGUGGCAGUGGCUACGCCUUCCUGCUGCUCUAUCGACUGACGACUGAGCUGCGCUGGCUUCACCGGGCACGCCAGUUUGCCGAGUUCAUGUUCACCGACGAGUUCAAGCAGGCACGCACACCUGACUGCCCUUACAGCCUGUUCGAAGGGCUGGCUGGCACAGCAUGCUUCUUGGCCGAUCUUCUGGAACCACGCAGCGCCACCUUCCCACUCAUCGAUCCCUUCUAAAGGGUGCAAGGUGCCAUCUGCUAUUUGAUUGGCAGGUGCCGAAGAAGAGGCAGUCGGAAUGGGGAUAGCCAACAAAUACAGCUGGCAAGAUGGCGCACAGGAGGCAAGAAAGGGGUGGGCAUUGACAAAUUAGGUGAGUCAGCAGACUUGAAGGGAAAGGACGAUGAGCGUUGCCUUGCGUUCUUUUGAAUAAUACUAGAUUGUAAUGUACAAGAAAAAGAAAAACACUUGUGCAAAUGUUGAUCAAGUGCUCUGUCCAUUUCACCUGGUUUCUUAGGCGUGCAUGCAACAACAAGAGGUCAUAUAAUAUUACAUUGACUCAAGGCAGCUGUCUUGGAAAACUCUGUGCAGGUUAUGCUGCCUUCUUGUUUACCAACGCAUUCGCUUGUCAUAGCUGCUAAGCAAAAACUGCUCUACUAACAUUGAACAUGUGGCUCUCACAUUGCAUGCGUACUUGUUUUAAAUAUAAUGGUGAUUAAAGUAAUUGCAUUGUGUUGGUUAGCCACAUGCUGCUGCUGUCCCAUCAAAUGCCAGUGAUAUUGUUUUUACAGGCAGCUAUCACUAACAGCAGUACUGACAUCGUUGCAGCAAACUGUCAUUGAUUGGGUGCAAAGAGUACAGUGGUAACAAGGAACUGAACCCUACGAGCUAUUGUAUGAGGAAAGAAAAUAAUUGUUUGAAUUCACGCACUUAUAGUGCUUUUGUUGAGUUUGGCUUUCAGCUUCCUCGCUCUGUUACUCCUGCCCUGGGCUCAUGGGUGUUUUGUAUCCACAUGAUGUUUCUUUCAGCUUCAGUCUUCACUGGGAGUCACUUAGCUUUAUUCCAGCAGCAUAAAGCUGUUGCUCCUUUUAGAACAGCUGGCAUAAACGGGCAGUUUUCUGCAUUCAGCACUGCACUCUCUUGGUGCUUUGCUGCUUCGAAUGCUUUGUUAUUGGAAAAUGCAGAAACACUGUUGUUUUGUGGGACACUCAGAAAGCAGUAGUCUGUUGCUCAGUGUGUUGCAAUGUACAGAAGUUAAUUCUCACACUUUUAGCACAUAGUAUGCAGGGACGAAAGAAGAGUAUUGCUUUUUAAACUACCAUGUAUAGUGAUGUAGACUCGCACUGAAUUUUUGGUAGUACUGCACCAGUAAUAACAUACACACUUCGCGUCUAUUAUAAUUUGCCAUUUCAAGAAUUUAUUUCUAGGCUUGCACAGACAGUCCCCUUCGUAACAUGAAAAUGAAUUAAUGAAAUCAACUGUGAUAUAAACAUUGUUGUACAUUGUUCAUUCAAGUUUCUUUUUUACUGCUCUUUAUAGAUAAAUGAAGCAUGCCGACCUUUCUCGUUUAGUGAGGACACAUGAUAAAUGAUCACAUAAAUGCUGUAAGGGAUUACAUGUUACAUUAGCACUUGCUCUUUAUGCAUUUGUUGCACUAGUUUUAAGUGACAGCCACUUCGUUGACAUGCUGUAUUGAAGACAUGGCCAAGUAGUAUCUAGGUACAUAUUUUUGGCAGGAAGCUGUUUGCUUGUAUAAUAUCUGCAAUUGUUGGUAGAAAACUUGACUAAAACGCGUUCUUGGGCUAGUUGGUGCAUGGUCUGACAAAAAUUUGGAGGCACAUAACGAGGACAAGAAAUGACAGGACUGGUGCCAACUAGCAACUGUUGUUAGUUGGCACCAGUUCUGUCAUUUCUUCUCCUCGUUCCUUUGUGUCUCCAAAUUUUUGUCAGGUAGAAAACUUGUUGGCUGAACGACAGUUUCGUUUUGCUCUACAAAUGCAUUCACAAUGCGAUUUAGACAAUGUUGUGGACAGUUAGUAAUGAGAAUAGGUAUAUUUACAGUAAGCAUUGAAUGCAAAAGAAACUAGCUGUCACGCAAGAUCAUGUGUCAUUUUAGAUUAUGCAGUCAUCCUAACUUGACCUCGUCAUUACAUCAAGGCAAUAUACAGGGUGUUUGACAUAACUAGAACCAAAUAUUUUUUUUUUUUGAAAUGGUUAGCCACAAUGGAAUGAAACCAACAACAUAUGGUUUGCCAUCGUGUAGUGCAUGUUGGCGUAUUUUUAUAUUGAGCUUAGUGGGUUAAUCAACUAAAAUUAAUUAUGAAAAAUUUUUAAUAUUCACUUUAGGGCCAAGUGCGUUUUGUUAGGUUGUAGGGGCCAUUCCAAAAUGACUGAUCCACUUUUUUUCGAUACAACAUACAUUCUGCAUGGCGAUUUUUUUACAGUGUUUCAAGGGGCCCUGCACGGCAUGACCUUGAGCACUUUUUUUUUUUUACUUUUUUCAAACGCAUGGCUUACUUUGAGUGUGAUCGCGAGUUGCUCGAAAACGUGAUCCCUCGAGCCACGCACUACACAAAACAUGGCAAACCAGCGUCUUUAAUUAGUACUACUCCAGUAAUGCAAAGCUUCCUGGGUCCUGUUUUUUGCAUGCUUUGCCGAUUUUUGAUAUUAUAUUAACUCUACAUAUUUAAUCUUGGGCUAUGAUCAGUGCUAUGCAUCCAAAGUGUAAAACUUUCUGCCCCUGUUACCUUCUGUUUUACACCAUUGGUUUGUUUCUGUCAGAAUGGUACGCAUUAUUUCCUAGCUUGUCAAAAAUCGUUUGGGCACACUAUGUCCAUAUGAAUGGGGUACUCCCUAUCAGAUAUAUGUGAAAAGAAAACAGUGUUCAGAUGUGUUUUUGAUCAUUAUUUUUAUUUUACAAUACGGUAGACUCCCGGAACCAGAAGGGACCAGGAAAAUGUGUUCCGUUUAACAGCAUUUCUGUCUACCAAGAUAGGAGCAGGGGGGGCAGAAUUCAAGUAUGAAACCAAUGAUAUUAGAGUCAAUUGUUGCAUUUAAGCAGCAGUUAAAAAUUGCAUGCGUGCACCUUAAAGCAGAAAUUUAUUAAGGUAGUCGCUGGACUGACUACACGUGCUCAUUCGUCAUUGUCAAGCUUCGUGAACUCUGAUGCCCAGGCCUUGCUGGCCUUGAAGUACGUCUUCGGCAUUCCCGUUUCGGAGGCAAAUGCAGGUGCGUGGCAAUUUGUUGGCUCAUCAUGAUAGACAGAUGACGUUCACGUGUGCCGCAACAACUCUCUCCACACAACGCAUGUCGAAUGACCUCAAAACUGGUGUGCACGGCUCUUAUGUGAGUGUCGAUCCUUGAAGGAAGAGCUGCUCUCUUCCAAGCACCAGUGACACUCUUGACGGCAAACAGUGGCAUUGAAAAAGUUGAAAUAUAAAAAUUCAUUCAAGGCAAAUGCGUGGAAUCAUUUUUUGCUACAGGUAAAGCUGGAAGGCAAAUGUAAUGUUGUAACCAUGCCAGAGUGCCCCAAUUUUUUGUUCGAUCCACCGUAAGUGGUGGUGCUACUUUCGAUUUCAAUUGUUAGUCGACCACUCCCUGCCAACUUGAUAUUUCAAACUGGAGUCAAAUGGGUGGAUCCACAAUUGUGUAAAUGGCCAAGCCAUGGGGACAGAAAACCAUGCAAUAUCAACACAUGCACUAUUUGGAAAUGCUUAAUUCGCAUUCUGGAGUUGGUAUUUCUCAUCGGGAGUUGGUAUUUCUCAUCGCUGAUUUUCCUCUGUAAUCAUGAACAGCAUUGUUUUUGAUGGGCUGUCGCUUUAUUCAUUUAAGCACAGAAUUAGAAACUUCUUGAAUGUCUUCGUGAUGCAUGUUGUAUAUAUCAUGAGUGUAAAUUUGGCCAAAGGGUGCUUGGAUAAUACAGGCUCGGAUUUACGAAACUGAAGUAAACAAAGAAGGCGUUGGACUUGGUCCAGUAAGGAGACUAAGGAGACUUAAAGUGGUAAGUUGCACAAGUUGGUACACGUUCACAAAGACAAGGGUUGGGUUGAAAGGAAAACAGGGCAAGCACUUGUUCUUCAUCACUUGGUAAUGCUUGUUGACUAAGCCUUUUUUUCCCUUGCAAUUUCUUUCUCAAAAAAUACAAGGGACAUGCCUGUGCUACUUAUGACACGGAUGUUCAUUGUGAACUGCGUAGCACGAGAGAUCUACAUGAAAACAUGAAACUCUGUGCUCCAUUGUCAGCAUGGUUUACCUGUUAGUCUCGUGCGCUCACUUCAAAGUUUUUUCACGAAUGCAGCCGCGAUGAUGUGAGGGGAUGUCUCAGUGUUUCCACUCCAGUAAAACUCCCUGCUUCCAUCUGCCCCUCAACUUCUGUCAUGCCAGAGGAGACAAGGAGAGACUUGGCUGAUUUUGUGGUGAGCUACAAGGUAGUCUUUACAGACACAGUGGCCAUCGUCCAGCCAACUUUGCCAGCAUGCUUUGGAGGUCUUUUUUGCCAGCAACUCCAGGAACUGCUUGUGUGGACUGGAUGCAGCUGCCCUUGUGCUCUAGUGCCUGCCUCAGCUAUUGCAUUAGUGAGCAUGUUCAAGUGAGCAGCCAUGCUUAAUGGGCGCUGCUUUUGCCCUUGCUUGCUUCACUGUCGGUUAAAGCGGGAUGUAGCUGGCACUUUGCCAAUUCACUUUGUUCGGCUGCAUCAUGUUGAAGUCCAGUAGCAUGAGAGCAGGCUUUUCGCGCAUGUGGAAGAAUGAUUGAAACCUGGUGGCUGGAGUAGUGCUCCACGAAGGUCAUCACACCCAAAGCUGUAGUACCUUCAAAUGCAUUGUACUUGGUCGAUUCUCUAGGUUGUGAGCUUGCUUUUCAUUGAGCCCUGGCAUAAGACAGAUGGGCAAAACAAAGCAAAGGUUAGUGACUCCUGUGUGGCCCUGUCUGCAGCAGUUUAUGGCUGAAAACAUCCAGGCUGCUGAAGAGAGCCGAUGUUUCGUUAGCACUUGUAAUCUGCACAAAGGACAUCUACUAUGCUACCUGCAUAUUUCUGUGCAAAAGUGUAUUUUGUUUUUGACAAAGUCAGUUUCAAAUUGACUGCAGAAUCUUGUUGUACUUAUGUCACAGCAGCAGCUUUUCAAUACUAUUUCCCAUUGCAAAGCUUACCCCACUGCUUUGUUUUCCAAACUGGAGUCUGAUGGAUUCUUCUGAUCUGCAUGUAGUCUUCGAUGUUAUGGAGGCCAUCGUUGACAAAGAGUGCAUAAGCUGGAAAAAUUAUCAUUUUGCUCAAUUGCUAACCCGAAAAACACUGGUUCGAUCCCAGCCGUGGCGGUCGCAUUUUGGAGGCGAAGUGCUAGAGGCCCUAGUGCUGUGCAAUUUUGCAUAUUAAAGAAAGUCGGGUGGUCAAAACUAUCCGAAGCCCUCCACUACAGCAUCUCUCAUAGCUCGAGUCGCUUUGGGACAUUAAACUCCACCAUUCAACCAAUCUGAUCAUUUUUGUACACAGCAUUUAGAUUAACGAUGACAAAUUUGAAAAAUGCUGUCGUAUUUCUAGAUUUAUGGAACCGGUGGACUCCACUGUGGCGUCUGUUUCACUGUGUCUCUAAGAAAGCACGAGUGGUUGGGUGUGACUUACAAAGUGGCUGAAGCGAGGAACAGAAGUGUAGUCCAUCUCAUGACCAAAUUCUCCAUGUAAACUUGCACCCGUCCAUAAGUACAAUUACACCCACUUAUGGCUAUGCUGUUCCUUUUGGCCAUUUAUGUCAAGCAUCACUGAUUUCUGAAACCACACAGUAAUAAUGUAUUUCGUGACCGUUUCCUUGCACAAAAACUUAUACAAAGCAAUGAAAGCGUGCCUUUCAGGUGCAGACACAGUCAAAUUGCACCGCAUCAUAACAUCACAAACUCAACAGACGUCAUUGGAGGCCCGGGUUUUGUCCUUUCUCUAACUUGCUUGUGACAGGGUCAACCUAUUUGGCCUUGCUUGAAUGUGUUUGCCAUCUCCUGGCAAUCACGUUUGCAGAGUUGAUGUAGCCUUUGUUCUUACAUGCAGCGGGGAGACAAAAAUAUUUGGCAGGAAUCAUGAGAAUGGCUGCGAAAAGUCAAGAGGUGGAUUGCCAGUAUAGCUGAUGAGAAUUGCUGCUGUGGACGUUGCAACGUCUUCUGCACCGAACUGCAUCAAGAGUUGUUCUGAAACCCUUGUAAAGACAUGCUUUGGACGCUGGUACUGGGGUAUACACUAGAUCACACUCUGUGGAAGCGGGUCAGUUUAUUCGGCCAGGCCACUCAAAUGGAGAAAGCAAGCAGUGCUUUGAUAGAAUUCUUGCAGGGAAAUGUUUUGGAAAGCUGCGGUCGAUUUUGGCCAUACACAACUCUGCUGUCUGUUGUUGCUCUCUCCUCUGAAUGUUGUGUAACGCACCAAGGCACUGUCGUAAAAUGCACUGUUUCUCUUUGUGCGUCUCGUAAACAGCACAUGCACUUUUAACAGCAGACAUAUCCAAGUCUCGCUUUGUGAAUGCUCAAGAAGGGGAAAAAAGAUUAUGUCGUGUGUGUGGACGUUGUCUCGUGUUGAUGUGUAGCGUGGUUGGUUGCACUGGUGAUCUGGCUACUAGCGAAUUUACCUUUUUUUUUUCUUCCUUCGGCAGCCUCUUGGUUAGAUUUGGUGUUGAGAGCGUCCUGAGUGCCUCUGGAUGUAAUUUUUUACUGUGCUUUUGCAGAGAUGAACUAUAGUGAAUAUACAGUACUGAUGAUAGACGUAUGACCCAUGCCUUUGUAAUGCUAGCUUCCAAAAUACCAUGACAUUGCUGCGAGGUAAACACCUUGUGACCACAAACACCAGUUCAUACCACUUUUUCUUCUUUGUGUGUUGCACGUAGAGUCUUGCUUUCCUGCAUAUCUUACCUGAUCAGGAUGCUUUACUUUAUGCCAGAAUUCUGUACCUGUCUGGUGAAAAAUUAAUAAGCACCUGUGUGGAGUUUCUUGUAAUAUACUUAUUACUAGAGAAAAAUAUGCAGUCAUCCUCAGUUUUCAAAUCUGCAAUGUGCUAAAAUUGGAAUGCCAGGACGUGACACUGGUCUUGUGCUUCUGUUGGCUUGAAACAUUGAUUCUCGCAUGAAUAUGGCUUUUCCUGAAUGAAAUCAUCAUUGCCAGCUUGCAGUGUAUCCUGUCCCUCUCGAAAGUAAAACCAGACAAUCAAAAACUACUGCACACCUUUUCUAACUAGUACAGUGUAGUAUUCGUGGUGUAGAUUCCACUAUCAGAGCUUUCUUCAUUAUAUGUCUGGAGUUAAUGACAGCUGGAGGCCCUUUGGCCACUUGUUGCCAGACUGGCAUGGAAAAGUGAAGCGGUGUGCACUUUUCAGCUCUUUCAUCAGCCGUGCUACACACAACGGAUCAAAACAAAAUUGCACACAAACCUGGCAGUGCUCAACAAGCUCGCGUAGGACACUUAGAGAGGUGACCGCGUGACAGCAUCCCUGCAUGCUCGCCUCCUCAUUGCAAUCCGUGGUGGGCACUGCUCCUGAAUGCAUGGCACAGUUCUAGUGCUUUGUACUUACAAGUGGCAGGCCCGUUUUGUUUUUAGAUAAAGGCAUUACCUAACACCUUUUCCCAUAGUGUAUACAAAGAAGUUUUGUAGAAUACUAUAAGAUAUUUCCCAUUCGACACACUCUUUUAAUGCAGCAUGAACUAUUGCAACAGUCUGAACAGUGCUCACCUUCUUGGCUCACAGGAAGGGUCCCCGUGUAUCCAAAAAAAAAAAAAACAACAGGAAGUGGAAGAUGGAAGCUUGCGAUGAAAAAAUCCGUAAACAGGGGGUGGGUGCUCGAGCCGACGUUUCGACAAGUGGACUUUUCUUCAAGGCUGUCAGUCAAAUCAGUUCCAGCCUUGAAGAAGACAAGUCCACUUGUCGAAACGUCGGCUCGAGCACCCACCCACUGUUUACGGAUUUUUUCAUCCCCAUGUGUAGUGUGCCAGAAUAUGCUGGUUGUCAAAAUGCCACCGCUCUCUGCAUUGUUUCAAAUGCCUCAAGGUGGUGCUUGCACGCCAUUGCAGUGUACUGGUAACAUUUUCACAAAGGAAGGCACAAGGCUUCUAUUUCUUAGUUUCAAUGGCAAUUAUGUGGACUUGGAGUAAUUGUAAAUCAAACUUGCUGAAUUAGAUUGGCGUUAAAGGAGUAAGCGAGAAAGCACUGCACGGGCUCGGGCCUACCUGAAAACUGGGGCUGGGCUCAGUAAAGCAGUUUUCACGGCAGAGCCUGGGCCGGGCUUGGGCCUGAAGCUCCGGGCUUGGGGUCGGGACCAGGUCUGAGGUGGCGGGCUCGGGUUGGGCCGGGCUUGGACUUUGCUCAGUUCUUAAAGGGACACUAAAGUGAAACAAUGAAUAAAGUGUACACUGAAAUGUCAUUCCCCAUGAUAAGUUUAUUAAUAGAGAAGAAAAUCAAGGUGAAAGUGCCAUUUUUAAAUUUCGCGUUGAAAUCUCCGCUCGUGUCAUCACGAAUUUCAAACUGUAUUUGUCGUAUUUUGUAGACAUUGGCUCAACAAUUUCCUGAAACUUGGUAUUAAGUCUAUAGCCUCCUCAGAGGUCAGUGUACUGCAUAUUUAUCGACUAGGAACUACGUAGGCCCCAGUAAACGCAGUCAGAAUUUAUGACGUCAGGGCACUGGCUGCACGAAUUUAGUGGUGGCAUCGCCAGCUACAUUUUCUUUUUGCACGUUUUCUCGCUUACCAAGAGUCUUGACGCGGCGAGCGUGGUGAUUUUGGAAUUGUGAAAGAGUAGUUUACUGAUAACAGAAAAAGCGUUUUUCUCUUUAGUGUCCCUUUAGGUUUGUCCCACAAACAUUGUGCAUACAUAUAUGUUGCACAUUUUAUCUUGAAAAAAAUGCUCUUUUAAUGUGGGGCAAGCUAUUUGGAGAAGUUUUGAGGGUCAAGUACUGAACUUCUUUUGCUUCAUGCAUAUGGGGAACGGGUGAGCUAAAAGUAAAGAGACCAGGCGCUUAUAUAGUUUACAUCUCGCUGUUCUGUGCAUUAUUUGCGUUCAUUAUUAUUUCAAAUCCCAAAUGUUAUUCUUUAAUAGCAGUAAUAAAUAUAAUAAAUUUAUACCUAUAACUUGUCAUCAGAAGAGCGAUCACAGAGCUCCAAAGCGGGGAAACAUUCUUGAAAGUUCAAGCCUUCCACUUAAUUAAAAGGACUGCGCGGAAUCUCGUUACACAGAAUCCUUAUAAAAACACAUUAUUUUUCUGUGGUUCCAUCACGGCUGCCAGUGGUCACGUGACGCGAGAUGGACAUGCACAGCCUGUUUUGUGUGCCCACAUUGUUAACACCUGAGCUUUCGUCUUGUUCCGUUAUAUCAGGGGUCUCAAACUCGCCCCAUCUAAUGGGCCGCAUUCACUCCUGCAGUGGCCAGGACAGUGACGAAGGUAGGAGCGCAGAGGGGAAUAAGUUGUACAGAAUGUCAGCUAAAGUUGCCAUUUGAAAGAAGACCUUACCCAUAUCUCAUGUAUGAGUCAUUUUUGAAGGGGACUUGGAGGCAGGAUUCCAACAACAUAUUGAUACUUAUGUCAAAAAUGACUAAAAUCUGGAUUCUGACAUAUAGUUUUGUUUCACGGUUAUGUAUCAACACAAGGUGGCCACGGGGGGUGCUCCACGAAAAAAAUGUUUCAGACCAGUCAUGCCUGUGUAGCUCAAGAACAUACUAAUAAAGAAAAUAAAAAAAGGGACGAAGACAGUCAUGUGCGGGCCGUGUGUUUGAGACCCCUGCACUAUAUUGUGCGAGAGCUACACGAUACUGCCGCAGCAGCGUUGGAAUGUACAGGAAUAGCAUAGGUUCAUUGAACAUGGUGUGGGGCAGAAAUUCGCUGGACGAAAUAUCUGGCUUAAGAAAAGACAAUUACGAAUUCUGUACUGGGUGAUGUCCCCUUACCUCAAACCAUAUGCAUCCAAUGAUUAAGCACCGAGGAACGUAUUCGUGCAUUACCAAACUGGAACAAACCCUGAAAAUAGAAUGAAAUCACUGCGUCCACCUCUUGCCAGUCCUACCCGCAUAGUCCAACACUGCCUUCUGCCGGUACAUCAUCAUUUGGAAGGCAUACACAAUCACAGUAUGGAAGAAAAAAGCGUGGUACAAGCCGUUCAUAGCAUACACUGCUGAAAACUGCACGGAGAAGGCCUCAAGGCUCGGAGUUUUAUAGAUAUUGAAGAGUGGCACGAUGUUUGGGAGCGAGAGAAAUGAAGGGAUUAGCUGGACAGCUAUGUUCAUGCUGCAGAGGUCUACAAAGACAUCCUAAACUUGCUCCAGUGGUGUAAGUUAAGAACGACUGCCCACACCUGCACAAUCGCAAGACAUGUGCGACCCCUGCGGCUAGCGCAAGCAGUGCAAGAAACUUAAGCGCAGCAGGCUAUGUGACACAAUAGUACAUGACAUGCCUAAAGCCAGAAUCUCUUAAUAAUUUUAUUUUUUGCACAAUAACAUCUAAAGAAAUAAACUAUAAACUAUUCGGCAAAAAACUUAUAGACUGUAUAUAGUAUCAGUGGUGUGACAUAUGAAAAGAAUGCUGUGACAGUCUUUUUUUCUUCCUUUCGGUUGUUUAUACAUAUUUUGAAAAGGUACACAUGGUGCACGUGGUUCCAUAUUUUUAUCUAGGUCAGUGUAUUUACAACGAAGGCAAUAAUUUUGGCCUUUUCCCUCUAUUUCUCUUGAUAUGGCAAGGUGCAUUAUACUAUGCUGAAGACAGGUGCCACAUAUCCAGAGAGGUGCAUGAUUGGCUUUGUCUUAGAGCAUGCUUUAAAUUUCAAUAGAGUUCAAUAAAAACAAAGUGAAGGGAGCAUUCUGUUCUCUGUCUCCUCUGUCUCCUCUGUUUUUAUUGCGCUCCCUAUCAAAACUGAACUCAUGCUGCAAACCACUUUCCUUGCUACAAUAUGUGCUACAAGAUGCUGUCGAUGAUUCCUGUUGUACUUGCAGAAAAAAUAGGUGCAGUAUACCACUGCCGAACAAACGUUCAUUGUACCCAGUAUGUCCGCCCAACUAUUUGUACCAUGAGCCCCUUUUGCAGGAAAUUACCAUAGGUUAAACCAUAAUUGUUUUUGAAGCAUGCGCCAACAGAGCAUAGAUAUAUGCCACUUAAAACACCUUGCUGCCGAUUCCAUGUUUGGGCAACACCACCUAGAUUAUUGGCGUGGGCUCCAGUGGGGCCCGAUCUGCGGCCGGGCCAGGCUGGGUAGGUGAAACAUUUUCUCGGGUUUGGGUCGGGUGCGGGUCUCGCUUUGAGUCACCGGGCCGGGUUCAGGCGGGUAAACUUAAAUGAAUUCCAGGCCUGGGCUGGUCCUAGGCCGAGAGUCAUGGCCCGUGCAGUGCUCUACCGAAAAUACAUUGCUACAUAGUGAGCCUAAACUACUGCCUGGAAGAAAAGAGUACGGCACCAUGAUGCUUCAGUCUCAUGAAGUGACUUAUCGUCUUUGUGGUAUUUUUUUGAGGAAGCAUAUUUCUCGCGCUUCAUCUUGAAGCGGUUUUCUUUGGUUUGUAGUACUAGCCUCUCAUUGCUCUGAAAGAAGUCUGGCCUUUCUCUUUUUCAGUAGGAUCCAUGAAGAGUGGUAAGCGCAACUAGACAGGGACGAAAAAAGAAAACAGACAAGGACACUUGUCUGGAAGAAAACAGACAAGCGCUGUGUUCUUGUCUGUUUUCUUCUUCGUCCCUGCCUAGUCACGCUUACCACUCUUCAUGGAUUCAAACCAACUAGCCCGCCAACGUGUUUCAGUAGGAUGUUCGACAUCUUCAAGAAGCUUCUCAAUUCCCGUAUGCUUGUCUCUAUUUGGGUCAAGUAGUGCUGUGAGCAUGCCUGCUGCUGCGUUCACUGUAGACCUGGAUAGCCCAUGAAAAUCCAAACAGCAAAUAGCACCAGGAUAAGGAACCAUCCAAGUGUUGAAUGCACAUUGCACCCAGAUGACUGCCUUAUGAUCCCAAAAAUAGCAUUCCACGCAAUCACGGUUAAGUUUCUAAGUCUUGACAUUAUGUGGUGUGUGAUGCACUGGAGCAAUAAUGGCUCUUAUGCCAACUGCAUUUAAUCCAGGUGCAAAGGUUGAGUAGCUGAUUCAUGGCAGGAAAUGUGUUGUACUGGUGGGUCGUGAUUGUAAUUACGAGCCUCUUUUGCCCUAUUUUGUGCAAGCGAUUCCAUUUGGUAAUCUUGUCACUCCAUCUCUGCUGCAUUCCACUGACUGUCUGCGUUAUGUGGCUGGCCAACUAGAAUAUCGACUUGUCUGAACUAAUCUGUUAAUGCUACACCUCCGUACCAUUUCUCAAAGUUUCAGGCCCACAUGCUAGAACUGGAAAUGUGUAGUGACUGUAUACUUUUCACUUCAGGGCCAGCAGCAGACUACCUGGCAUAAUUUCGGAAUGACUGUGCUCCUGCCCAUCCUUGUCCGUCAUAUGUUAGCCCAAACAAAGAUGCAAUGCCUAUUGAAUUUUUCCCUACAUGUGACAUGUGACUACAUGUGACUAAGGCCUAGCUAACCUUUACUGGGGUAACUCUCACAGUGCCACUCAACACAUAACCACUUUGUACCUUCCAUAAAAUCAUUGCGUUCAGAGUGAGAUUUACUGCAACCUGGUUGGGAUAGGUUCCAGUUGCCUAAUGUACCCUUAAAUUUGUGCCACCUAGAUUGCAGUUUUUUUUCCCCCUCAAUAUAUGUAGCCAGGCCUUCAUAUAAUAAACAUGGAUAUCGUGAAGUAAAUCUAAACUUGAUUAUUUUUUCUAUGUGAUAAGCAAAGGAAUUUGGCAUAAUGAAGGUAUUUUUCUGCUUAAUGAAACAUCAUAAUGAGGUUUAAGGAUGUAACAUUCCUUUAAAAGGACGCAGCUAUAACAGUUGAUGCCUAGCUAGGAAAUGUAAAAACUAAAAGGCUGUAUGUAAAUGCAUCUUAUGGAAACCUGUAUGAUGCAGCGUUUUUACUAGUGCAAGGCAGAAAAAUGAGUGCGAUCCCAGCUGCGGAAGUCACAUUUCAGUGGAGAGAAAAUGCUAGAGGCGUUAUAUUUAAGUGUACGUUGAGGAGCCCCAGGUGGCUGAAAUUUCCGCAGCCCUCCGCUAUACUGCGCGUCAUAUAAUCAUGUUGCGGUUUUGGCAUGUAAAACCCCAGGAAUGAUUAUUAGUAGAAAGUAGACAAAGGCAAGGCUCAUACGUACUGUCAUCAUUUGUCUUCUAUGAAACACAAGUGCUCGCUUGUGGUGGCUCUAUUGGAGGCAUACGUUUGCUCUUGGGUUGAGCCAUCAGCAGGCACCUAUCAGUUGUGGGACGUACGCAAACAAAAAUGAUUUGAUCAUUGUAUUGGGAUCAAAAUGUGCCAUUUUGUUUAUGCACGGUUGAUUCCUGCAAUGCACUGCAUGUCUCAACCAAAAGCAGUUGCUAAUAAGAGAUAGUAAUUAUGCAUACAAAGAGGAGGGGAUCAUUCCUGUCUUUAAGGUUAUUCAGUCUCAUUUGGAUUGGAUGGUGACAAAAGUUUUGAGAGCACAGAAUUGGAACAAAGAGAACAGAACUUUAUUCCAGACUGUGCAUCCUCCCAGAAAUUGAAAUGCGCAUCACUCAAUCGUUUGCAUAAAUUCCUGUCUUGAAAUUGCUCAGAGUAUUUUUAUUUUAUAAGUCCAUGCUCUAAAAUGUUCUGCAGUUUACUCUACAUUUUCUGAGAUGGUGCUAAUUGAAUUCUCAAGGCCCUGAAUUCAGGAAUGAGAUUGUCUAGUUCCUUCAGCACUGAAACUAUUCAUGUGUGCAGAGAAUAUGUCUCAUGCUCUCAUUUUUUUUUUAUUCUCUGAAGCCACAGGCUGAGCGCUUAAAGUGUGAAGAAAUAUACAAAGUAUGUUAUUGCCGCUUUGUUUGUACAAUGGCCCCAUCCACAUGAGCUUGACCUCAACUGCACUGUUGCACAGUGUCCUCCUUCUGUUUGACCACAUCUCGCUGAGAAAGCCGCCACUGUAGUGCCCAGUAUGCGAUACGUGUUGUGCAGCUGUUUGUUGUUCUCCGGCUGUGCCCUCCAAGGCCUCACGCAACCCUUCAAAGUUACACGUUGCCUCCUCAAAUACUAGUGUUACAAUCAUGUUACCCCUUACACCCACUUUUAUUUACAGACAUAUAUUGUGGAUUAUAUUUUACGGACAAAGAAAUUUUGUAUAUCUGUAGUACAAAGUGCAUGUCACAUUGUAUCGUUAUUGUAGAUAAAAGAACUUUUAACUCGUCAUUUGCAACACAAAAUGCAUAGCACACGAAAUUCUAUUUUGAUCUCUCCAGUGGAGCAACCCUUGUGCUGUCUAUUGCUGUGAUGCGUUAAUUGGACUCAACUUGGGUGGAAGAAGCGGUAGUUGAAACACGAUAAGUGUGCGGGAAGCUGGAACAUGUGGGUAGCAGAAAAAUGCCCAGCUGUGCAGGCUUGACAUCAUCCAGUUUUGCGACAGAGGUGUUGCAAGUUUGGCUGUCUAGGGCUAGAACUGCUGAGCCAUAUUGCCAGCCUAAGCACUUCAAACAUGAACAAGCACAAUUAUAUAGUGGUACAUAAUGACACAUCUACUCCAAGGUUGAACGUCCAGGCCGACACUACAAGCUGAAGUGUCUGAAACUCUGGUAGUUGUACAAGUGGCCAGACCAUGGAGAAAUUUCAGGAGGAGAAACUGCUCGGCCGCCGCAGCGCGCGUGGGCGGUGCGAUAGCGUCACCCUCGUACGCUAAGACAGUGGUUAUCUCCGUAACUAAUCACUUAUGACUGAACAGUAAUGUGCCGCUGGACGCAUGCGCUGCUAGAAGCUCUGAUAUGUUUCCCAUCCCCGGGUUUUCCGUUUCAGUGUAUGUUUGCGCGUUUUUACAAUAAACCAGCAGUUGGCAGUCAGCGCUAGUCCUGUGUACAUUGUUGUCCGUGUCUACUUCGCGCUGUUUUUAACUGUGGAUACGUACCAACUGGCUCGCAUUCACUCGCUUUUAUUAGGACGCCCGAGCGAGCGCAGUUUCGCCUCCUCAAGAAUUCUUGCUCCAUGUGCCAGACCAAGCUGAUGUUCAGUCAUUGAGCUGCUGCUGCUAAUGGCCCAUGCACAGUGGCUUGCAUGGAGUGCCCUGCAGCAGUAACUGUAGCUGCAUCAGAAUGCCGAUCGAACUUCUUCGUGCUCAUAGCUUGUUGUGUUUCAACUCAUUGUGACAUUAAAACGCACAAGUUAACUGAUUAGUGUGGGCUUCUGUGUAGCUGGCCUUCAAUCACAGUGGCUCCUUCAGAGCAUAAAGGGAUGUAUUACACAAAUCUGCAUUUGCACUGUUUUUUAUUUAUGAAUGCCGCGGAGGCCGCAUUUUCGAUGAAGGCGACAAUGCUUGAUGCCCGUGUACUUAGAUUUAGGUGCAUGGUAUUAAAGAACCCCAGGUGGUCGAAAUUUCCGGAGCCCUCCACUACGGCGUCCCACAUAAUCAUAUAUCGUGGUUUUGGGACGUUAAACCCCAACAAUUUUAUUAUCUUAUGAAUGCCCCCAAUUUUCAUCAUUGCGCGGAAAAGUGUCACGCAUUGCCUUGUUCCAUAAAAUGUACCAUCAUUUCUCAACCAUUUUAUGUAUCCCAUCGCACUGAUCAUCAUCACAAAGUCUGAUUCGCUUCAUGUUAUACAAUGCAUUUUUAUCAAUCAUUUCUACCACAAACCUCACGCAGUUCGAUUAGGCUUCUCGCGGACGUUGUGACGGUUUAAUUAUUAUGAGCAGUUCCUUAAUGCAAUAGCUAAUAUUAUAUACUCAGGCUCUUUCUAACUUAGUGUAUGUUUCUAUUGUACUUACAAUUUUGUUCCUUUAAUUUUUCUUGUUUGUGCUUUUACCACGCCCCCUCUGUAAUGGCUCUCGUCCUGAGGGGUAUAAUAAAAUGAAAUGAAGUGAAUUUCAUUUAUGUGGUAGUACCUAUCGAAUUUUCGGAAACUUAUACUAUGUGCGAUGCUCAACCACUAUCUCUGCCCCCUUUUUGUUUGGUCUAUAAUGUUUGACAUUGUUAGUUGUUGUGUUCAUGUUCACACUUUGAUGAUGCUUCGCAAUCUAUAUCGCAUACUGACUUGCUUUAGGGGGCACUCGAUUUUAAUAGCUGUUUUUGCCGUUGACAGUGUUGGUUUUGGACGUUGUUUCUUGUCACAUCUGUUGCAAGCUCGUGCUUCAUGGUUUAUAUUCUCUAAUGUAGUGUGGACAAUCUCUUAUUCAGUUUCCACACCACGUGACUCAAUGGAAGAUGUUCGUAUGAAGUAAUAGAGGAUAUUCGUAAUGCCUGGUGCUUCGGCAACACUAAGCGCAUCCGUCUUUUUUGCUGGGCGCAGUCGCGGAAUCGUCUGCUAGUGGCUCCAUAAGGGCUAGGGAGCCUACGUGAACUGCCGCUCAUGUAGGCUCCCUAUAAGGGCAGGCCACGAGAGGCUGAGCAGCACUCGUUGGCAGAUCUUUCGGACCAAGCAAAUGCGGCCGUUUCUUUCGUCAUUCAGCGUCGAACGGUCCGCGGACCUCACUGUGCGGCCACAAAUCGACGAAAACAUAAUAUCAUAGCUCUGCGCGCUUAAAACCUCAUCCGGAUGGCAGUUGCAAUUGAGGCGUACCGCUUCGCAAUGCCAAACUGCUGUUCUCUAGGAGCGUGCGCUUCCAAUCUAAGGUAGGCGUGCAAGAAAACUGUUCGUUGCAGAGCAGAUGUCACUUUCAAACUUCUAAAUUAUAAGCGAAUCCCGGCCGCGGCGGCUGCAUUUCCGAUGGAGGCGAAAAUGUUUGAGGCCUGUGUACUUAGAUUUAGGUGCACGUUAAAGAACCCCAGGUGGUCGAAAUUUCCGGAGUCCUCCACUACGGCGUCUCUCAUAAUCACAUCGUGGUUUUGGGACGUUAAACCCCAGAUAUUAUUAUUAUUCUAAAUUAUAAGCUUUCACUGCAAUACGUCUCCAUUGUAUUUCCCCACGCGCCAUAAACACUCGUCAGGUAUCGAUACUACGUUGUUUGUGCGCGACCUGUGCAACUCUGUGCUGCUUUCCUCAGCUCAUUUCUCUAGCCACACCCUUCGCAAUGGGUUGUGUCAUCUUUUUUGAAAGAAACAAUGCACGAGCGGUAAACCAAACUAAUUGCACGUUUCACAAAGAGAGCGGCACGAGUACGUAAGUGACGUAUUCGGGCCACUCUCUUUGUAUAGAGUUGGGUUCGUACAGGUCCUUGAAAACCCUUGAAAUUGAAAAGUACAUUCUUAAGGCCUUGAAGGUCCUGGAAUUGUAGUCUGUCCUUGAAAACUCUUGAAUUUCGGGACCAAUGUAGUCUAAAGCCCACAAUGCGACCUGCUUUCUGCUGCAAAUUAGCGUCGAUGCGGUAAAAUUUCCAUUUCAGAAACAAUACAUCGUGCAAAAUUGCAUGUAUUCUGUUUGUUCAGUCCUUGUCUUAGCGUUCAUUUCACUCCUCACCCGUCAGUGAAUCUUGUCUCGCUUUCCUCCUCUCUCUCUUUACUUAUCUCCUUGCGACUUCACUCUUGUCUCCUGCAUUUAUGCUGCUUUUAGGGGCGAAGCUCCUUAUGCCGUGGGUCUGUCCGUCCUCCGUUUGUAGCGUUGUAGUAGCCACCUCUAGCUCGUGAGAAGCGCACGUUCUGGUAUGCAGUAGAAGGAGAAGACGACGUUGACGAGUGGGCUCUCGUGCGUGUUCGCCUGUGUGGCAUCCUUUCUUCUUUACUGCGCGCGUUCUGGUAUGCAGUAGAAGAAGACGACGACGUUGACGAGUGACACUCUUGGCACGCUUUCUCUGUAGCUCGGAGUCGCCAGAUGGAAGAAAAGGCUGCGGAAUGGAGGGCAUGGCAGGCGGCGGCAGCGCGCGCUCGCAGACAGAAUCCUGAGGUGAGAGCCCGCGAGGCCGAAGCUGCACGUCGACGCCGCGAAGCAGAUUCCGCCGUUCGAGCCCGCGAAUCCGAAGCUACUCGACAAGCUGCACGUCGACGCCGCGAAGCAGAUUCCGCCGUUCGAGCCCGCGAAUCCGAAGCUGCUCGACAAGCUGCACGGCUGUGGCGAGAAGACCCCGCCGUUCGAGCCCGCGAGGCCGAAGCUGCUCGACAAGCUGCACGUCUGCGGCGUGAAGACCCCGCCGUUCGAGCCCGCGAGGCCGAAGCUGCACGGCUGCGGCGCGAAUCGGAUCUUCAAAAUGUGAAGGACCGUGAAGCGGCGAGAAAGCGCGCGUACCGGCAGGCAGAGCCCGAGGCUGUGCGAGCACGUGAAGUGGCUGCAAAACGCAUCAGGCGGGCUCUGCCCGAAGGCGCCGACGCGCGCUUCCAGCGGGACUUUUUUGAUAACAGUUUCGGCCAUAGUUGCAGUGUGUGCAACAGAUUGUGGUUCUCAAACAAUCUAGUCACAAUAUCUUCCAUCAAGAAGGACCACGCUCGCGCCAAUGCCAUCGCCGUGCUGCAGCGCGAGUUCGCUUCGCCCCACUCAUCAUUCACCACGUGGAUAUGCUGUGUUUUUUUUCUCUGUCAAGCGAGCGGUGCAUGUGGUUAAUACUACACGCGAUUUAACACAGCAAUUUGAGCUUGGUGAUGACUUCGUUAAAUCAAGUUUCAACUGAAUGUGUGUAAGUGCGACAAAUUUAGUCGGAAUUUGAAGCAUUGCUAUAUCUUCAUUUGGAUGCCAUUUUCUAGUCCUUGAAAAACGUGUGACAGGCCCUUGAAGUUCCUUGAAUAUCCUUGAAUUUUCUCCUUUGAAACCUGUACGGACCCUGAAAUGCUCUUUUACAGCACGCCGGUCGUUUAUGAUGCGUGUGGUCGUAAUCUAUCGCGCUGUUUUAGUAUUGUCCUUCUUUUCUUGAACGCUAUACGUGUCGUUCAUUGGUAAAUCUUCUUAAAGUAUUGCGCUCUUUGCUUUCGCAUUCCACGGCGGCAUUGCAUUACCGUACGCUAUAUUGAGCAGCAUACGAGGGCCCGCGAUCAGCGGAAAGAUGAGUGCAAUGAUGAUGAUGAUGAUAUGUGGCUAAUUCCCCUUUGUACCGGGUGGACCCUUUAUUGGCAUCGUAGCCUAAUAAACUAAAUAAUAAAUAAAUAAUUAAAAAAUAUAAAAAUAAUGAAUAAUCAAAAUAAUAAAUAAAUAAAUAAUAAUAAAUAAAUGUACAUCUACCGAACAAACAGCUCCAUCUACUGUAUGGGCCCCGUAACUCUUUGCUCCAACGUGUUUGCAGCGCACGUUGACUGAAGAAACCAAAAAAAAAAAAAAAAAGAGGGGAGGGGUAAGGGGGUGUAAAACGAAGGGCAGACGCGGCAUGGCCAGGGGGCGCUGCAGCGCCUCUCUGAAAAGCGCCCCCUUUUUCAGAAAUUUCAGUAUGCAGUCGCGCACGGCGCUCUUUUGUCUCGCUGCACGCGCCGCCUGCGCGGUGUGUCCGCGCACGUGCUCUCUCUUUCCCUCUCUCUGCUCGCGCUACGCGUGGGCUCUCCAAGUCGUCUGCGCGCGCGUUCUCUCCUCGCGCCGUGCUGAACGGCAGCGCGCGUGCUCCUGCUUGAGGCGUUCAUGUGAGUGUGCUUGCGCACUAACAUCGCGCGGCUCUCGCAUUAUAUUAUUGCGAUAGCAAUUAUAUGGACAGUCUCGGCUGGAUUUUGCCGUCGCCGUCGCCGCCGUCAUGCACCGUAUAUGUAUAAUUCAGCAGAACAGACUGUUGGGCUAGUUGGUUAUCCAUGAACUCUGAAAGAAUAAGCGCUAAAAUUGACGAGCACACAAAGAGGAGAACAGACAAAGGACUGGCGCUACUUCCAAAAGGCACCUUUCUCUGUUUUCCUGAGACGUCUUAGCUGAUAGGUCUCGGUUGAUGCCAAUCAGAUCCUGGGCAGGAACAUUUGUGGGGACAGCAAACUUCGGUCCUUUUUCCAGCAGGCUUGUUACGUCCACAGGAAGCUGUACACUUCCAAGCACUUCGACAGGCCUGCAGCUUCUUGGAACUUUCUUAUUCGAAUGCCUUCGUAAGACGCUCAGAACACUUAGCCAUCUUGACUCAGUUAAUCGUGCCGCUAAGCAUUUCAACUCCCGUAGUUUCCUUGAAGCUAGCCAUUGCGGGUGAUUGGUGAAAGACAAAACGCGCAGCGAGUCUUGAAACAACCGAACUUGCCGCCACAAUUCAGAUUUUGAAAUUUUACAGAGUCUUUUAGCAUGAUUCCACGAAGGCUUCACAGCGCCAAAAAGGCCACCAACCUCUUGAGGUAGAAUUCCUUUGCGAAUGCAGAAGGCGUAGCACCUUGCCCGGCAGGCAGCGUCGACGAUGUGGGCAAUUAAACCAUCGGUGAGUGAUGACGAAGAGCGCACACAAAAGAAAGGGCCCAAUGUACUAGAAAUGUACUUCAGCAGAACAGACUGUUGGGCUAGUUGGUUAUCCAUGAACUCUGAAAGAAUAAGCGCUAAAAUUGACGAGCACACAAAGAGGAG